Cryptococcus wingfieldii CBS 7118 is the source of this 1107-nucleotide messenger RNA. RefSeq lists its product as hypothetical. NCBI's taxonomy places the organism in Eukaryota, Fungi, Basidiomycota, Tremellomycetes, Tremellales, Cryptococcaceae. The transcript is spliced from 2 exons. The coding region runs from base 1 to 1107 and encodes 368 amino acids. The record is from RefSeq and is a predicted model, not a curated record.
AUGGCUGGCCCCCCUGUCAUGCACCACCCUGAUUGUUUACUUGAACCCGCCCAAUACGCCCGUCGCUUCUUGACCGCUCUUCUCGGUGUCCCUCUGGCGACCGGUGACAUGAAAGAAGGGGACACACAGGGCACUCUGACACUCCAUUUUCAUGAGAACAAAGACAAAGACGGGAAUCCAAGCAACCGGGUCUUUGGCGUCAGCAGUUGUCAUGUCCUCCGCAAAGAUACCCACAAUGACUACGAACAAAGAGGUAUCUUUGCACCCAAGGAGUAUGUCAGGAUGUGCAGCUUGCGCAGGUUCCGACAUGGCCUCUAUGAGAUCACGGACAAGAUUACUGAACACAGCUUCUCUGCCCGUUCCUUGGCCCUACAAGUUGCGGCAUUGCAGGGGAAAGAGGGGCUGGAUGAAGAGGGGGCUCGUAGCUUGCGUUGGUGUCUCUUCCGGUUGGGGAAUGAGCACGAAGCUUUGACCGGUCUUGAGGCUCUCUACCAUGAGAUAAAAAGCGAUUGGUCAGAUAUAAAACACGCCGAUCGCACCAUUGGAUGCAUUCAGCACGCCAAAGCAGUCAAGGUCGACCAAGAUGGGCCCUGUUUCACCCUUGAUUGGGCUGCAUUUCAGGUCAGUGAGGCAAAAUUCGGGAACCAAUUUGAGGGCAAUGUUGCUACCGAUGAUGACAAGCAGGGCAAACGCUGCUUUACUGUUGGUAAAGACGGCACUACCACCGGCCUCAAAAACGGAGCCGGCACCGAGUCCAUUGAAUUGGGCAUCUACGACUCUGGUGUCAGGUUUGCCCGGGCCUUCUCUGGACUAGGGGAUUCGGGAGCUCUUGUCUGGCAUAUUAGGGAUGGGAAGACUAAGAUUGUAAGACAGAUUCGCUCGGGACAGAACAAAGGUGGCUCAACAAGAAAUUACAUCACUUACUCCACCCUGGGCUCGAGCAGAUCAGAGAGCGCUUCGAGCAUGCCGACUUUUACCGUACCAGCUGGUCUGCUUGAGGGGGGCCCCGGCGGUUUCAAAAUUCUGCCCCCUCUUCCUGCCCCAUGCUCUUGUGCAAAGCUGUUGGAUAUUCAGGUGACAUACAUGGGCGAUAUGGGAAACAUAUAA